ACCUGUCCCUUACUUUACACAUAACGACGCAGUUUCCACUCGCCGUAGUCGAGAUCACAUAUCUGGAGUUCCAGACGCCUAGUUAUAGUCCGGGAGUAGGUGGAACAUGUCGAAUACUUCAGUUCGCCCGAUUCCAACACUUAAGGGCAUCUUUUCGGUGCCGCGCGUCACACAGUCCCGAAACUUCUUGAAGGAAAACAAGGUAAGCUUGCGCUCGCUGGAGAAGUCCACCAGCCAGAAGUUGGCUGCUAAGGAGCCAGUUCGGCCGAAAUGGAUGCCCUCGCUGCGACGCACUUCCUCCGAGAUGGGGGAGUCGAAGAUGGAGAAACCAGCAGCUAGGGGAAAACACGAGAAACAAAACUCGUUGCAGAACGCCCGCAACACCUCUCGCUCACAGCAGCAACUGGCCGUGGCCGUUCCUGCGGAUGGCGAACGCUUCGAUGGCCUCGAAGAGCGCAAUCCCAUCUUAUAUGACCCGUCGGAAGAUUUUGAAUCCGAUAAUCUCUUAGAGUCUUCUUCGGAUCCAACCGUAGAUCGCUGUCAAUCGUGUGGCACGAAUCGAAGCUCCACCAGCAUAGCCAUUCAAACUGAGGACAUUACUGACGAGAUCUAUCUAACAAAUGCUCUAAAAAAGUGCAACUUUGAUGUCAGAUCUAUAAUGGAGGAAUCCGGUACAAAGUACGGGGAAAACUACAAACCAAUGCAAUAUGAAAACGAGGAAGAUUUGGAACAGCUGCCGCUUUCAGCGCGUUCAAGCUCUUCGAAGCACAGUCGCUUCCAUAUGACCGAAAUGGAGGCAAUGCCCAUGACCGUGGCCGAGCCCACAAACUACGGAGCUUCAGACGACGAGGCACCACUUAGUGCCCGUAGUCGCUUUACAACGGCCUCCAAUGUCACCACCAUCACCUCUAAGUCAAAGCGUCGUGAACAUAAACUAGGAUCCCGAGAUGAGGUGCGCUUGCCGCGUUACCUGGAAAAGCAGAAGCGUGAAAAGGCAGUGGCCAAGCAGCUUGCGGAAUCGCUGGAUCCCGACUGUCCCCGUGGCCAUGUAUUGCUCAGCGAUCAGGACCGACUGACGCACCUCACUAAUGCUAAGAAACGCUAUGAACAGCUUGUCAAUGAACUGAACCACAUGCCCAUGACCGCGCAGACGUUGAGGGUGCGCAACAGAAAGGCGGAAAUCGACAAGGAGCUAACCACCGUGGAGGAGGACAUCCGUAUAUACUCCAAAGCAAAGGUCUUUGUGCUGGCCAACAAGUCGCGCCAAUUGUAAAAACUCGCGUAGCUCCCGAAAAGCUUGAAGCAUUCCAUCGACUAAGCUCCUGAAAACUUGGAUUUCCAAAACACGCGUGUUCCUUUUAACUAUGCCUUAUGUUUAUUAUAUAUUUUCUAGCUGAGAUUUGGAUCGCAGACCUAUCCCGAUAACAUUCAGACCAACCUAACGAGCGAUCCGAUCAACAGCAAGUAGAGUUACAGAUUAAAAACCGCUCAUCCAACUUA
Molecule: messenger RNA, 1500 nt
Organism: Drosophila teissieri
Lineage: Eukaryota; Metazoa; Arthropoda; Insecta; Diptera; Drosophilidae
Exons: 5
Coding region: 107-1273 (388 amino acids)
Cellular component (GO): cytoplasmic microtubule
Source: RefSeq, a predicted model, not a curated record